GUACUUGGCCAGUGCAAAACAAAUACUUAUCUAACACACUCUGCCGGUGUGUGAGUGGAACCGGCUGUUCGAAUGGUUUUGUAAAUAUUUGUUCCAAAAUAUUCCAAACAGUCUGCCAACCGGCGAGAUGAUGAACGCUAGGUUCAAACCAGUUCUUUCGCGUAGAUGAAUGCAGUUCAUCUAGUGAACGUUCACCAGUGUCGGUGAAUUCUUUGAUGAGAGAUCUCAUCGGAAGCCAUUCAUAACGAGCGUUUUUUAUUGAAGUAUAUGUCUUUAUAAGCAUUUUAAAUUUAAGUUUUUCUUGGCAAAUAUUGUAUUUCGAGCCCAUCAGAGAAAUAAAUUGUCUGAUCAUAAUAUCUUAUAUGAGCUAAACUAUAGCAGAUUUAAAGAUGAUCGUUGGCUAUUCCUGACCGUCCAAAUAUGCCAGAAAUGGAAUGUUGAGUGCCAACAUUCGGUCCCAACCCGAGAUAAGCAUCGCAUCGCAGCAUCAACCCCUGCACUUGCCACGUUCAACGGUGGUUUGAAAAAUUCCUCUACAAAACGUGAUCGCGAUACAAACGAAGCAUUUAAGCGCUUGACAGAAACGCUUCAAGUCAUUUAAAAUAAUAACAAAAACACACACACAAAGAUUCACUAAAUCAAUGAACUUUCGCAAACCGUUAAAAAUAGACGCACUCAGCUGUCGUCGUUUGACCGGCGCGACUUUGAAAAGGCCAUCCGUCGGAAGUUGGAAGCUUUGUGAGCCCCGGUGUGUUACAUCUACACGAGGGCCCUCCGCCACAUGGUCACCGACGAGUGGUGCUGCCUUGCCAUUGGCACUGUUUUCGCUUGCAGUGCGUAAACAAACAAAUAUAGAUCCGUGGUCGACACUUGCUCAUCUGCCGGGUACGUGAUGAACCAGCCGAGUCGGGAGGAGCUUUACUGUCGCUGUACGCCGGCUUGGUAAAGAGCGAAAAAGAGAGUGAAAGAGAGAGACAAUAGAGAGUUUGAACGCAAUGAUUACUCAGGUGCCUGUACCCUUGCUUGCUAGCUACUGCCGCUCAUGAUAAGAGUGUGUCACCCAGCUAGAAGGUUCUCAGCUGAACCGCAUCCUAGUAGGCGAUUAGUAUGAACUAAUAAACGGUGACGAUCAGAUCGGUUGUCGGGAGGAGGAACGUGCGCCGGCCAAAUUGUUUCGUAUUGUACCGGACCGCGUGAUAAGGAUUCUGGUGAUAUCUCCCGGUCCCGGAGCCGGAAUUAGAUCAAACAAAACGAUGGCGCACACGUGUUUUUUGCUCCGGGUGCUGGUAGGCGUACUGCUCCUGUUAGCUAGCAGCACACCCCAAACCGAUGCGGCACGCAUUCUUGGCAUACUGCCUUCAGUUGGCCGAUCACAUUACAUAAUUGGGGCAGGCCUGAUGAAAGCACUGCUCGAUGCCGGCCACGACGUGACGAUUGUGAGCCCGUACGCGAUGAAAGAUGCGCCAGCAGACCGCCACCGUGACAUUCUGCUGCCGGAUCUAGCUGCCUCGCACGACGUAUCCGGCCCGGAUCUCUUCCAGUACAAGAACGCACCGAAUCUGAUGGUCCUCUACCUGGUGUACAGUGAAAUUGGUCCCCUUACCUCGCAAGCGUUGCUAGAGCAUCCGAAAAUGGUACAGCUGAUGGAGUCGGGCGAACGGUUUGACGCUGUCAUCGUGGAAUCAUUCGCCAGCGAAGUGCUGUACGGUUUGGCGGAACACUUCGGUGGCCAGCUGUUUGUGUUCUCGCCGUUCGGUGCGUCCAUGUGGACGAGUGAGCUCGUCGGUACGCCCUACCCGUACUCGUACAUACCGCACACCUUCCUUAGCUACACGAACGAGAUGAGUUUUUGGCAGCGGUUUACGAACGCACUGGUUGGCCAUGCUGAUAAGCUGUACUAUCGGUGCGUGUUCCUUCCCCAGCAGGAAGCCAUGUUCCGGAAGUACUUUCCCAGCGCGAAGCUAACCUUUCAGCAAACGCUACAAAGUGUCCGGUUAGCGUUCGUGAAUCAGCACUUCAGCCUUAGCUAUCCGCACCCGUACGCGCCGAACAUGAUCGAGAUCGGUGGCAUACAGAUCCAACCGCCCAAGAAGCUACCGGCCGACAUUCAGCGGUACCUCGAUGAAGCGCCGCACGGUGUCAUCUACUUCUCGAUGGGUUCUAUGCUGAAGGGUCGCAACUUCCCCGAGGACAAGCGUGCCGCCUUCGUGAAUGUGUUCCGCGGGCUGCGGGAGAAAGUGAUCUGGAAGUACGAGAACGAUAGUCUCCCGGACAAACCGCCGAACGUGCUGAUCAAGUCGUGGAUGCCCCAGAGCGACAUUUUGGCCCACCCGAACGUGAAGCUGUUCAUCACGCACGGUGGACUGUUGGGCACUACCGAGGGUCUCUACCACGGUGUACCGAUGGUCGGUAUUCCAAUUUACGGCGAUCAGGAGCUAAAUUUGGCCCGGGCCGAACGUGCCGGGUAUGGUGUGAAGCUCGACUACGAUACGCUAAGCGAAGAAACGAUCGCGGCCGCCAUUCGGAGGGUGCUUUCCGACGCCGGCUACAGCGAGCGUGCCCAACUCAUCUCUAAACGCUACCGCGAUCAACCGCUCGGUCCCGCCAAAACUGCGGUCUACUGGGUGGAGUACGUACUGCGGCACGGUGGCGCUCCGCAGCUUCAAUCGCCGGCCGUGCGCUUGUCCUUCGUGGAGUACAAUCUGCUGGACGUGUACGCAUUAAUGGCCGUGAUUGCUUUAUCAGUGCUAAUUGGGAUGGGUGCGGCCUUGAAAGCGCUGCUACGCCGGUUAGGAAUUGUCAAACGACAAACACGCCACCACAGUCAGGGAAGUAAAAAGAAUCAGUAAGAAGAUGAGGAUUGCCAAAAACAAAAAAAAACACAAAUCGCUAUUCUGACAUUGUGCCAAAGAUGUAGGAGGGAUUAAGACAAAUUACAAACCGAUCUACACGACUAGGGCCGCCUCAUCGGUCUAUGGAAAAAAAAGUUUUUUUGACAUUCGGUCGUGCCUGUUAAAAAGCGAGCACUUGAUGAUGGAUUGCGUUAGUCAGCAAGGGCAAACAUCGAGUUCUACCACGCGCCGAGUAGGUGCUGGUUUGAGAUAAACGCUAGGGUGACCGCGAGGACAGUUGUGGCUAUGAUAACAACGUGUGUGAUAUGUACAAUAUGUGCGAUAAGACCGUGUGUAUAUCAGUCAGACACUGUUUACUAUUGUAAUCGUAUGUGAUUGAAUAAAUAAAGAAGUGCUUUUACUAUUAAGCAAACAAAUCAAUUCUUCGUAGCCUAUAACUUUGAGCCUUUGAUCCACAAUAAAAUAAAUUCUGACACAAUUUA
This is a messenger RNA of Anopheles stephensi (Asian malaria mosquito), 3334 nucleotides long. RefSeq names its product UDP-glycosyltransferase UGT5-like. Lineage: Eukaryota; Metazoa; Arthropoda; Insecta; Diptera; Culicidae. Gene Ontology annotation, molecular function: UDP-glycosyltransferase activity. The record is from RefSeq and is a predicted model, not a curated record. The transcript has a single exon. The coding region runs from base 1254 to 2849 and encodes 531 amino acids.